CAUUAGUGACUUUUCGAUCUGCCAACUKCAGCAGUUGCCUUCUAGCAAUUGCCUGUAAUAAUCAACUAUAAGCGAUUAAAGGACAGUGGAACAUGGUGUUAACCGCUACUACCGUGUUAUUGGUCACUGCGGCCAUCCAUUGCACGGCUAGUUAUGACAUAUUGGCGAUAUUCCCGUUUAGUGGCAAAAGUCAUUUUCACAUGUUUCGCACAGUUUCGGAAGCCCUGACAGCUCGGGGACACCACCUCACUGUCGUUGGACACUUUCCCAAAUCACCGAAGAAACUCACGAAACUGCAGCAGUCGCAAAUUGGUGACGAAAAUGGCGGCGGCGACAGGGUUGGGUCAUACACUGAUUACAGUCUGUUCGGCUCGAUGCCAGUGUACGAAAAUUUCACAACCGACGAAGUGAUGGGUAACGGUCACCUGAAAGAGAUGCUGAUCAUCCUGCAGGAUGGUUUGGAUAACUGUGAGGCAGUUUUGUCAUCGGGUCGACUCAGCCAGCUGAUUAAGUCCCGGGCCAAAUUCGAUCUCGUCCUGGUCGAGAUCUUCAACACUGGUUGCUUCGUGUCAAUCGCCAAUCAUUUCGGGGCACCAGUCGUCGGUAUAACUUCGACCAGUCUCUAUCCGUGGUUUGGCGGUAUGGUCGGCGACGUGAUUAUGCCGUCGUAUGUUCCGGUUAACUUGUUACCGUUUACUAGUCGGAUGAUGUUUGCUGAACGACUGAUAAACUCUGUGAUCCUGAUAAUGAUGAAAACGUAUUACAAAUUUAAAUACGAACAGGCGGCUCAAGAAAUCGUGGAUAAAUAUUUAGGAAAACUCAACGGUGGUACGGUGUCUGAAUCCCUGAACAACGUGAACGCCAUCAUUGUGAACACCCACUUCGUGUUUGGAGACACCCGGCCGCUGCCACCGGGUAUCAUUGAAGUCGGAGGAUGCACGUAUAAGAAACCAAUGCCCUUGCCAGAAGACUUAGAACGAUACGUGRCCGAAGCCAAACGAGGUGUCAUUUACUUUUCGAUGGGCUCUAUAGUGAAAGGCUCGUCCAUACCAGCAACCCAGUCGCUGGCCAUGCUCCGGGUGUUCGGCCGACUAGACGGCUACAGGGUACUGUGGAAAUGGGAGGACGACCCACCGCCGCUGGAAGUCCGCCCAGAAAAUGUCAUGUUUGUGCCAUGGAUGCCUCAGUUUGAUGUGCUUAAUCACCCAAACGUUAAAUUGUUUAUAUCGCACGGUGGUCUAAUGGGAAUACUAGACGCCCUUUACUCGGGCGUACCCAUCGUCGGAAUACCUAUGUUCGCGGACCAGUAUUCAAACAUCAACUUUGUCGUCCAAAACGAUUGCGGACUUCAAUUGCAACUUGAUCAGAUUGACGAACAGGUCGCCGGUGAAACUAUAUCCACUGUACUCCAUGAUGAWAAGUAUGCAAAAAACGCAAAACGGUUGUCAACGCUGUAUCAGGAUCGUGAACAGGACCCGCUAGAAAAAGCUGUGUAUUGGGUCGAAUACGUUGCCAGACAUAAAGUCAACCUGAUGCUUAAGCCKGCCACUCAAGACUGGUGGUACGAACGGUGUUUGCUAGACGUGGCUGUCACGGUGAUUGUAGUUGUGGCCACCAUGUCAUACUUGGUGAAACGGGUUUUAGCCAAAAGCCGAAUAACUGUAACUGCUGACCACCACUAAGACCAUACUAUAUUCACAAAAAUCCAAUAAUGACAACCAUGUCGAAUAUCUUCGUUCAGGGCCUGGUUUAUAUAUAAUAUCAAAACUCAGAGGAAUAUACAUCGAAUUAUAUAUAUAUUUUUGUAAUGCAAUGCCCUAAACUGAAGCGUUGUUGUAGGGGAAAUGGUCACUUUAAUUUCUGCAAUAAGGGGUGAAAGAGAGAUUUGGCUUUCAGCAAAGUUCCUAUUUACCUGUAGGUAAUAAUAAAUUUAGCAAUCACCGGUCAAUCCUUCAACCAAAAAAUCUUGUUAUUUAAUUUAUUAUAUAAUAUUGAUAAGUUAUAUGAUAACUAUAGGGCCCGGAACUUGAUACAUUAGCGUCUUUUUUUUAAUGCUCACAUUCAAUAUGUUUGUCCAUACAGAAAUUCGUUUCACGAAGUAUAGAAUUUAAUGAUAAUAUUUUUAUUUUUUGCAUUUUUAGGGAAUUUUAUUUUUUUUUCACUUAUUUUCUAUUUCUAUUUGCAUUUUUCUUGUUGAAAGUUACACAAUAUGCAGUUUCCAUUAACUUGUCCAUUAUCAACGUUCAUUACCUUCCUUUUUUUGUCACGAGAACAAUAAAUUCGA
This is a messenger RNA of Diuraphis noxia (Russian wheat aphid), 2284 nucleotides long. RefSeq names its product UDP-glycosyltransferase UGT5-like. Gene Ontology annotation, molecular function: UDP-glycosyltransferase activity. Lineage: Eukaryota; Metazoa; Arthropoda; Insecta; Hemiptera; Aphididae. The record is from RefSeq and is a predicted model, not a curated record.